AGAAAACGAAGAAGAGGAGGAGGGGAGGAGCAGAGAAAGAGAAGAACGAUUAUUAUUACUGUUUAUACUAUUGGUUGAUAGCUUUACGCCUGUUCAUAUGUUAUAUUAUUUCGUUGCUGAUUAUUAUUUAUGAACUAUAUUGUAGAGCGAAAGUAAAAUGGACGACGAAGACGUGAAGUGUGUUCAGUUUUACAUUUGUGACUGUUUUAUCACAGACAAUAUUUUUCUGCAGAAAUACAAACUACACGUUCGCUUUGUAUCAGAGCAACAGUUCAGACUGGACUAUGAACCUCUGCUCAGGACGCUUAGCUGCGACACUGAACAACAGUUUACGGAGGUGCUGAAUGAGAUUUUACAGGAAGUAGACAGGCGACGGCGUUUCAGUGCCACAUCAGCUGAGAGAUCUGCAGUUAUUAAAGACAUUUACCAGCCACUUCAUCCUCAACUCUACUGUCUUCAGGAAUCUUACCUUGCUCCAAAAUUCAAAAAGAUUAUAGAGUAUUGUCAACGCAGUGAUGCCAGUCAACAGGGCCUUCUGGACUUACUGGAGGAAGAGGCAGCACCGAGAGUGUACCGUUUCCCCGUUUUUGAAAGAGGUUUCUGUGAACAGCUGAUGGAGGAGUUGGAAAAUUUUGAACAGUCUUCAGCUCCUAAAGGAAGACCCAACACCAUGAACCAUUAUGGAAUUCUUCUUAAUGAACUGGGUUUUGAUGAGGGUUUCUUCACCCCACUCCGUGAGCAGUACCUACGUCCACUCACUUCUCUGCUGUACCCAGACUGGGGGGGUCGCUGUCUGGAUAGUCACAAGGCGUUUGUGGUGAAAUACGACAUGAAUGAAGACCUGGACCUGAGCUACCACUAUGACAAUGCAGAGGUCACUCUGAAUGUUUCUCUGGGCAAAGACUUCACUGAUGGAAACCUUUAUUUUGGAGACAUAAGACAGAUUCCUUUAUGUGAAACAGAGUGUGUAGAGGUAGAACACAGAAUGACAGAGGGCCUUCUCCACCGGGGGCAACACAUGCAUGGGGCACUGCCCAUUUCCUCUGGCCAGCGCUGGAACCUCAUCAUCUGGAUGAGAGCCUCACAGGAACGAAAUAAACUGUGUCCCAUGUGUGACAGGAAACCCACCCUGGUGGAAGGAAUGGGAUUUGCUGAUGGCUUCACCAAACAUUCAGAUGCUUCCACCUUAGUCUCCUGUGUUCUGACGUGAUGUUUAUAGUUGUUGCCAUGCUUGCUUUGAUUAAGAUACUCUGUUGUACUUCAUUAUACAUGACUUGCUUUUUUGGAGAGUACACUUUGUGUAGUGGCACCUCUCACCUUCUAGGUAUGGUAUUUUAAUAAAGGCCAAUCUAGAGUUGAA
Molecule: messenger RNA, 1360 nt
Organism: Cynoglossus semilaevis (tongue sole)
Lineage: Eukaryota; Metazoa; Chordata; Actinopteri; Pleuronectiformes; Cynoglossidae
Gene: ogfod2
Product: 2-oxoglutarate and iron-dependent oxygenase domain containing 2
Exons: 7
Coding region: 158-1210 (350 amino acids)
Molecular function (GO): iron ion binding; L-ascorbic acid binding; oxidoreductase activity, acting on paired donors, with incorporation or reduction of molecular oxygen
Source: RefSeq, a predicted model, not a curated record